This is a messenger RNA of Triticum urartu, 3437 nucleotides long. RefSeq lists its product as uncharacterized. Gene Ontology annotation, biological process: protein phosphorylation. The record is from RefSeq and is a predicted model, not a curated record. Gene Ontology annotation, molecular function: ATP binding; protein binding; protein kinase activity. NCBI's taxonomy places the organism in Eukaryota, Viridiplantae, Streptophyta, Magnoliopsida, Poales, Poaceae.
CCCUGAUUCCUUAGGCGCUAGCAGUUUUCUUAGCUAUGUCGACCUUGCAAACAACACUCUUACCAGUGGCAUCCCUGUCUCGCUGGCCAACAGCGUCUCACUCACCACACUUAUACUGUCACGUAAUAACCUCUCUGGAGUGAUCCCCUCUACUCUGUUUGAUAACUCGUCCAAGCUUUCUGUGGUUGACCUCCGGAUGAAUUCUUUAGCUGGUCCCAUCCCACAUUUCCGUAAGGUCACAGCACUCAAAUUUCUUCUCCUGACAGACAACUUGCUCUCUGGAAGCAUACCUCCAUCAAUAGGCAAUGCUUCUUCCCUCACCUCUAUAUUGCUCGGCCAAAAUAAGUUAUCAGGAUCAAUUCCAGAGACUUUAGGUCACAUUACAAAACUCAUUGAGCUUGACCUAGGUUUCAACAGUCUAUCAGGGAUUGUCCCGUUGCCUCUUUACAACGUGACAUCACUCAAAUAUUUUAGUGUGGUCAGCAAUGCCCUUGUUGGACAGAUGCCAUCCCACAUUGGUUACUCGCUACCAAACCUCCAGUUCCUUAUCAUGGGAAGCAACAGGCUGGAGGGCCUGAUCCCUGCUUCACUAACCAACAUGUUAAAUCUUCAAACACUUGACCUUUCAAACAACUCGCUACAUGGCUAUGUUCCUUCUCUUGGUUCGUUGGCAAACUUGCGCCGGUUAGAUUUAGGAAGGAACUUGCUAGAAGCACAUGACAGCUGGUCAUUUCUUACAUCUCUAGCAAAUUGCACCCAGCUGAUAAAAUUGUCGUUGGAAGGGAAUGCUCUAAAUGGCAGCCUGCCUAUAUCAAUUGUUAACCUUUCCAAGAGGCUACAAGAUUUAUCGCUUGGGUCAAACCAAAUUUCGGGCUCCAUACCUGUUGAGAUUACCAAUCUUGUUAAUCUCACUUCGCUUAGGAUGGAAAGCAAUUUUCUUUCUGGAAGCAUACCUUCUACCAUCGGGAAGCUACGAAACUUAUAUAUCCUAAAUCUAUCAAAGAACAAAUUAUUAGGUCAUAUCCCUCCCUCAGUUGGUGACAUCGCCCAACUUGGCAAGCUUUAUCUUGACAAUAACAACUUGAGUGGAAACAUACCUGGUAGUUUAGGUCAGUGCAAGGGACUUCUUGAACUGAACUUGUCUCGGAACAAUCUUGGCGGGUCAGUACCAUCCGAACUGUUUGCUAAUCCUCCACUCUCCUUGGUUCUGGACUUCUCACACAACAGUCUCACAGGGGAACUACCAUUGGUAGUUGGUACACAUGGCAGUGGUAAUGGUCCAGUAUCCCUUCACAUGGAAGGAAACAAGUUUCAUGGACAAAUUCCAAAAAGAUGGUAUCUACUAGUAUCAACCCAACAGAUUAAUCUGUCUGAUAAUGACUUAUCCGGUGCCGUGCCUGAAUUCUUUGAGCAACUUCAUAUGCUGAAGCAACUUGAUCUGUCUUACAAUAACUUGGAAGGGUCUGUUCCUACAAGUGGGAUCUUUGAGAAUUCUGCUGCAGUAGUUUUGGAUGGCAACAAGGGACUCUGUUCAAAUUCCUCUGGGCGAGAAUUACCACUUUGUCCUCACAUCUCAGCAUCAGCGACUAAAACAAAGCACCAACUGUCCUUGCUGGCGAUCUCACUGCUAAUUGUACUACCACCAUUUACUAUUGGUUCCCUAGUGUUGUUAUGGUUUCUGCUCACUCUUUGGAAGAAAGGGCUGUUUUCAUUUUCGCGAUGGGAUCUUGUGUCCAAGAUGUUUCCUAAUAGAAGAGAAGUGCAUACAGCCCCGUUCCAUGAUGAGAAGAAGCUGAAGAGAGUGUCAUACCAGGACAUUCUUAAAGCUACCAACUGGUUUUCUUCGGUCCAUACUAUCAGCUCAACCUGCACUGGUUCAGUUUAUGUUGGUAGGUUCAAGUCUGACAGGAGCCUAGUUGCCAUCAAAGUAUUCAACUUGAGUGAACCUGGUGGAUAUGAUAGUUACCUUAUUGAGUGUGAAGUGCUGCGAAGCAUCCGCCAUAGGAAUAUAAUGCGACCUGUGACUGUAUGCUCAACAUUGGAUUCGCAAAACAAUGAGUUCAAAGCACUAAUCUUUGAGUUCAUGGUUAAUGGCAGCCUGGAGAGAUGGUUGCAUUCUGAGCAAAACAAUGGAAUCCUAGACAAAGUGCUAAGCUUUGGCCAGAGGAUAAGCAUAGCAACAGAUGUGGCUUCUGCUCUUGAUUAUGUCCACAACCAACUGACGCCUCCUUUGAUCCAUUGUGAUUUGAAGCCAAACAAUGUCCUUGUGGAUGAUGACAUGACUGCACGGCUCAGUGACUUUGGCUCAGCACAGUUCCUAUCACGAGGUCUGGCUAUUCCUAAAAGCAUGGAUGAUGUUGGAGGAACCAUUGGGUACAUGGCACCCGAGUAUGGGAUGGGUUGCGGGGUCUCCGUAGGAGGCGACGUGUAUAGUUUCGGAGUGCUUCUGCUGGAGUUGCUUACCGGAAAACGACCUACCGAUGAUAUGUUCGUGGAUGGACUCAGCCUUUGUAAGUUCUGUGAAUCCAUGCUCCCAGACAGAGUUGCAGAGAUUCUAGAUCCUCGUAUGGCGCACGAGGAACAUCAAGGAAGCAUAGAAGCAUGGAUGCAGAGAUAUGUCGUCCCGUCGGUUGCUCUUGGGCUGUCGUGCACCAUGGAAUCUCCCAAGGACAGGCCUGGAAUGAAAGAUGUUUAUGCGGAACUUUCUGCUAUUAGAGCCUCUUUUCUGGAACGCCACGAUGAUUGACGAAUAGUAUAUCAGUUCUGUUUUAGAGCAUACUGAUCCAUUUUCGUUAAGAAUGUAUGCUUAUAUCUCAGGGUGGAGCUUUUGCCCUAUCUAUUUGACAAACUGCAAUAGGCUUUGGGGACAGAGAUGUGAAUUGCAGUUAGCCAUGAUUGGAUACUGGAAGCAUCAACCAUGCUUUGUUGUAUAUUUGCUGAUUUUGUUUUAUUUUGACAUUGACGCGCAUGUAUUGUGAAAUUCUUGUGCCGAUUAAUUUGUAACGGACGCGGUAUGUAAAGGUGUUUCUCGCUGUAUGUAAAGCCUCACCUUCACGUGCCAUCUACCUUUGAACCAAUUGAAUUCCAGUCAACAAGUCAUGGGGAUUCAGAGUUGAUGACAAUCAAGAGUUAGAUAAGCAGAAUUCGAUCUAUUAUUAUUAGGUAUACCCAUAAAGUGGAUUCUAAUGAAUUGCCACUGCUCAAUUUAUAAUCAAUUAUGAUACACCUCAUAGAAGAUACAUUAUACGGUGAACGCAGAAAUUUCACCAAGAAUCGAAGUAUGUUUUCACUAAGAAUUAAACAUUGUUGCUCAGAAAUUUCAGUCAAUACAGAUGAUCAGAUGCACAUAUUUCUUUGAAUUGACAGAUCCAAAAAUCAGGUUUAUAUAUAUGCACCCAGGUUCUAGAAAUAUAGGCCGUGUUCGGCAGCCCUCUGCU